AAACUUAACUAUCGAUCUGCACAUAUUAUAUAUGUUAAGUUUGUUAAACGUUAAACGUUGCUUUUACGAAAGACGUUUUAUGUGUAUAACGCUGCGACAUUGUACUUUUAUUUUGUUCUCUAACUUAUUUGUGAUGUUUCUGUCAUCUUGACUAUAGACUCAGUUUUUGGCCAGUGAGAAAUAAUUAAAUAAGCAAACAUGAAUAAUGGCCUUUCGGAAAAGCACGGCGAAGUUCCGGCGUCGUUUAAUUCACUAUCAAUGUCUCACAACACCGAAAGUGAGGAGGAGAGCAUAUUGCGAAAGAAGGUACAAAUUAAAACCCAAGCUCUAUUAAUGCUGAGCCAAGAAUUAGAUCAGUGUAGAAUGCAAAGGGACCGAUAUAAGCUAAUGUCGGAGCAGCUGCAAGAGGAUUUGGCCAGAUGGAAGCAACUCGACCAGACUGAUUUAGAUAAAAAAACAAUUAAUGGUUACAAGAGUGCAACGGAUCCAGACUGCUUUUCAAAGAACAGUGACAGGCUAACAACUCUAGAGGAAGGUACAAAAUUAAUGGAUCUCCUGAUAGAGACGCAAGAACAAAACAAGUGCCUUCGAUUACAAGUUGACACAAUGAGACAAAAGCUUAAAGAAGCACAAGAAGAUAUUAAGGCGUUGCGUUCCAAGAAAAUUCAGAAUCUCAAACUAAAUGAUACAACUGUUGCACUGCAUCAGAGAGAAGAGAUGAUUGAACAACUUGAAAAAUUAAAUGUCAAAUGUCGACAGCUAAAGUUGGACUUGAAAAGUGUUUUAGAUGAAAAACAAGAAAUCGAGAUGGAAAGAGAUGCAUUCAAGUGCAAAGCUCAUCGAUUGAAUCAUGAACUGUCUCAAGCACUUAGUGCAUCUAAACCUGUUGACAUAGAUGCAUUGGUCAAUGAAAAUCGAUAUUUACAGGAAAGACUUCAGCAGUUACUAGAAGAAAAAGACUUGACUCAACAAUCUGUCCAAAAAUAUAAAAGCAUGCUGGACAGCAAGAGACAGAAGGGAACGAUAAAAUUAGGUGUAAAGUCGUCAGUUGGUUCUGUAAUGACUUUUAAACAAGUGGAGCAAUUACUGCAGCAGGAUCCAAAAAAUAUUCCACCACAAAAAGCUGCUGAUGCGUUAUUUGAAUUGCAUAGUAUUUGCACUGGCCUCUUGGAAGCAUUAAACGAUAAAAAUUUGGCGCUAAUACACCAAAAAAAGACAAACAAGAUUUUAGCUGCAAGAAUGUGCGAAUUAGACAAAAACAUUCAAUCACCAACUCUUAAAUUAUUAGAAGGAUAUUCAAAUGCAGAUGUCGAUGUGAAAUUCGAUGCAACCAGUAUGACAUCAGAUUUGUCAGAAGAAAGAUCCGAAAGCAAAGAAUCUGAUUUACAAAAUGAUGUGAGUUUUACCGAAAGUAACACAAAAAGUAAAGAAUCCGAAGAAAACAUUGCUGAACAAGGUGUCGAAAGUAGAGAGUAUGAUAAAUGUUGUGGCGAGAAAAAGAUUGACACUGAAAAUCCAGACGAAAGUCUUAGUGAAGAGGAUGAAGAAGAUCGUUUGAAAUCUAUAAAAUAUCCAGAUGGAAGUAUGUCUUUGUCAAAUUUACCAUUUGACGAAAUUAAUUUUAAAGAAUCUUUUAAAACCCGUCUUCCUGAAAAGUUGAUACCUAUUGUACAAAAAUAUCUCGACGAGUUGGAAGCGAAAGACCAAAAAGAUUCAUGAAAAGGGAAAGUAUUUGUAUUUUUAUUCCUCAAGGGCCAUUGAAAUCUAGUCGAUUUGAUACAAACCAGUAUCAAAUAACUUACCAUUCCAAAGACUUUUUAUACAUGACUAGG
Messenger RNA from Copidosoma floridanum, 1832 nucleotides. RefSeq lists its product as uncharacterized. The record is from RefSeq and is a predicted model, not a curated record. Lineage: Eukaryota; Metazoa; Arthropoda; Insecta; Hymenoptera; Encyrtidae.